Messenger RNA from Durio zibethinus, 596 nucleotides. Its product is annotated as protein transport protein Sec61 subunit gamma. Gene Ontology annotation, cellular component: membrane. Gene Ontology annotation, biological process: intracellular protein transport; protein targeting. NCBI's taxonomy places the organism in Eukaryota, Viridiplantae, Streptophyta, Magnoliopsida, Malvales, Malvaceae. Gene Ontology annotation, molecular function: transmembrane protein transporter activity. The record is from RefSeq and is a predicted model, not a curated record.
AUCAUAAAGAUCAAGACAAGAUUAAUCACAUAGCCGGAAAUAGGGGCAAAGUUGUCCAUUCACAUGAACAAUUAGGGGCAUUUGAUUCCAAACAAAAGCUCAGACAACCUUAUAAGAGAUUCACAGAUCUAAAAAAGAUCAGAACUUCCCUUCAAAGAGCAAAGCAAAACCAGAAAAAAAAAUAUUAAAAAAAAACUGAAAAAAUGGACGCAAUUGACUCAGUUUUCGAUCCGCUAAGAGAGUUCGCUAAGGACAGCGUUCGUCUCGUCAAAAGAUGCCACAAGCCCGACCGCAAAGAAUUUACGAAGGUGGCGUUCCGUACAGCAAUCGGAUUCGUGGUUAUGGGAUUCGUAGGAUUUUUCGUGAAGCUCAUCUUUAUCCCUAUUAACAACAUUAUUGUUGGAUCCGGUUAGGCUUGCUUCAUGUUACUGACUCACAGGAAGGAUGGGAAUUGGUAGAACAUGCUUUAGAUUGAGAGAUAAAUCAUCUGAGUUCACGAACUGAUUUGAUUUCACUUUAGAUUUGGUUCUCUUUAUAUUCGUUUUUGUUGGAAUUGGCUUUUAGUGCUGUAAUGAAAUAUAAUUCUCUUUAUAUUU